Messenger RNA from Panthera uncia (snow leopard), 3091 nucleotides. It is a transcript of the gene TJAP1, whose product is annotated as tight junction associated protein 1. The record is from RefSeq and is a predicted model, not a curated record. The coding region runs from base 857 to 2533 and encodes 558 amino acids. Gene Ontology annotation, biological process: Golgi organization. Gene Ontology annotation, cellular component: trans-Golgi network. NCBI's taxonomy places the organism in Eukaryota, Metazoa, Chordata, Mammalia, Carnivora, Felidae. The transcript is spliced from 11 exons.
UGUGGGGUUGCAGUAGUUGGGCCGGGAGGCUAGAGUGGGGGGGGAUCGUAGGGACACUAGCGCGGAGUAGGGGCGGAGGAGGCACUAGCUCCGGGGUUAAGAAGAGGAAAUGGAAUGGGGGAAGGUUGGAGGCGGAGAGAAAUAAAGAGGGAGACAGGGGCGGAGGGGAGGGGGCCUAGGAUCCAGUGGCGGCCCUGGGGGAGCGGUCUAGCGCCGGGGAACAAGAAGUAGGUGUGCAGGCCCUGAAGAAGCAGUCACGAAUUGGAGGGGAAUUUCUUAACGAAGAGUUAAGAAAGAAGCCUGGAGCUUGUGGCCGAGGCCCGACUGUACCCGGCCGGUAGGAGAGAGGUCUUUCCCGUGGAGGAGGAUAGUGGGGAAGGGGAGAAGAGAGACCUGGAGGAUGUUGGGCAGGUUUGGUAAGGAGGGAACUAAACCCAGUCAGAUGAUCCUUCUCCAGACUUAGAUCAGCCUUUCCAGAGUUCCUAUAGCAUCUGCCCCAAUUUCAGCUGAAGACUCAGGGGCCCCAGGGACUGGAAGAAAUCACAGUGCCUGCUUGGAAAGAAGAAGAGGUAGCGACUUGCCCCAGCUCAACCCCAGAGCGGCUCCGGAGUUGGGCUGCUCUCAACCAAGCUGUCUGUUUAUAUGGAGUGCCUGGAGGGCGUCUGCCAUGAGUCUGUCGCUAACCGUGCUAACCAGGAGAGCUGGCUGGUUGGGGAGAAGACACUAACCCUGAGCUGUUGGCUAGAGGAAGUGGAGGGGCCGUGGGAUGCAGAGAGCCGAGGGCUAACUCUGGGACAGCAGAACAGAGAGAGCUGCCGACGAUCAGACGCAGGUUGAGGAGCCCUCACCUCCCAGGAUGACCAGCGCAGCCCCUGCUAAGAAACCGUACCGUAAGGCCCCACCUGAGCAUCGGGAGUUGCGGCUGGAGGUUCCUGGAUCCCGGCUGGAGCAGGAGGAGCCCCUGACCGAUGCAGAGAGGAUGAAGCUGUUGCAGCAGGAGAACGAGGAGCUCCGCCGGCGCCUGGCCUCAGCCACCAGGCGCACCGAGGCCCUGGAGCGCGAGCUGGAGAUCGGGCAGGACUGCUUGGAGCUGGAGCUGGGCCAGAGCCGCGAGGAGCUGGACAAAUUUAAGGACAAAUUCCGCAGGCUUCAGAACAGCUACACGGCUUCCCAGAGGACCAACCAGGAGUUGGAGGACAAGCUGCACACACUGGCCUCUCUUAGCCACAGCUGGAUCUUUGCAAUCAAGAAGGCGGAGAUGGACAGGAAGACGCUGGACUGGGAGAUCGUGGAGCUGACCAACAAGCUGCUGGACGCCAAGAACACCAUCAACAAGCUGGAGGAGCUCAAUGAGCGGUACCGGCUGGACUGCAACCUGGCUGUGCAGCUCCUCAAGUGCAACAAGUCCCACUUCCGCAACCACAAGUUCGCUGAUCUGCCCUGUGAGCUACAGGACAUGGUUCGGAAACAUCUGCACAGUGGUCAAGAGGCUGCCAGCCCGGGCCCUGCCCCUAGCCUGAUGCCAGGGGCUGUGGUACCCACCUCGGUCAUUGCCCGGGUAUUAGAGAAGCCAGAGUCUCUACUGCUCAACUCAGCCCAGUCAGGCAGUGCCGGGCGCCCCUUGGCCGAGGAUGUCUUUGUGCACGUGGACAUGAGUGGGGGGGGCCCGGGUGACCCAGCCAGUCCCCCAGCCCCUGGCAGCCCCACCUCACAACCCAAUGGGGAAUGUCGCUCCCUGGGCACUGCUGGGGGCUCCCCAGAGGAGGAGUUGCCCCUGCCAGCCUUUGAGAAGCUGAGCCCCUACCCCACCCCAUCUCCACCACACCCGCUGUAUCCUGGCCGCAAGGUAAUCGAGUUCUCUGAAGAUAAGGUGCGAAUCCCCCGCAACAGCCCCCUGCCCAACUGCACUUACGCCACCCGCCAGGCCAUUUCCCUGAGCCUGGUGGAGGAGGGCGGUGAGCGGGCCCGCCCCAGCCCAGUGCCCAGUAGCCCUGCCUCAGCCCAGACCUCCCCCCGCCACGAGCCCAGCCCUGUCCCCCCAGCACUCAGUGCCCCGGCCAGCUCUGCCAGCUCUGAGGAGGACCUGCUAGCCAGCUGGCAGCGGGCAUUUGUGGACCGCACUCCACCCCCGGCCGCCGUGGCCCAGCGCACAGCCUUUGGACGUGAUGCCCUCCCUGACCUGCAGCGCCACUUUGCUCUUAGCCCCGCUGACAGAGAUGAGGAGGUUCUGGCGCCUUCUUCCCCACCUGGUGAGAGUGGGCUUUUGCUGCCAACAGAAGCUGAUUCUGGCCUUCCCAGGGAGGAGGAAGAAGAGCUGAACCUGCCCAUCAGCCCUGAGGAAGAACGCCAGAGUCUGCUGCCCGGUGAUAAUGGCACAGAUCGGGGGCCUGUCACUUCCCACACUGACGGCAGGGCCUGGGCACUCCCCAGCUCCAGCCGUCCCCAGCGCAGCCCCAAGAGGAUGGGGGUGCACCACCUUCACCGCAAGGACAGCCUGACCCAGGCCCAAGAGCAGGGCAACCUGCUCAACUAGGGCCCCCCCGUCGCCCUCCUGCUCCUGCUGCUCUGCUCCCUGUGCGGUGGUGUCAGGUGGGCCACGCCAGGCCUUGUAGCUGCGCUGCCUGUGACUGGCACCAGCUUGUCUCAUGGCUUUUCCCUUUUCUUGGAAUAUUUAUUCCCCAAGGGUAACAUGCAGCUGGGGCCCAAGACCUUUCUUCCGGUUGGCCCAAGUUGGGCUGUUCUGGGCCGCGGAGGGGUCUAUCGUAUCAGUGUUCAUCUUCCAUCCCCCUUUCAUACCCGCAAGUUUUAUUUUUUGUGGUUCCCCCACCCCCCCCCCCCGGGGUCGGGAGGGGGACGUCGUCGGGGACGAUUAACCUCUAAUUUCUAUUUUCUGCCUGUUUUCCUCUCCCCUCAAGUCCUCUGCACGAGCUGUUGCCUUCAAGGGGCCCUUGGGGGAUGAGGGAGAGGACUCACUCAGGGCUCGCCUCAGCUGUGUCCAUCCUCCCUCUGGAAGGGAGGAGAGGGAGGGAUUCAGGGGCCUCAAGCUGGGCUCUAGGUGAGGCCUGGCCCCCUCCCGACCUUGGCUCUAGAC